CCCAGAAAAGCGCUGGCUCGUCAUGGCGGCGUCCUAGCAAACAUUUAAGCGAUGCUAAUAUUUAUUACGGCUGCAGAUAAUUGUCCACCGGGGAGGGGAACAUGCAUAAUGAGAAGAGAAUAAGCAUGGAAGACACAUGGUCUGCAGCGGAGUUGAGAAGACAUCUAUCCAGGAGGAAGGACGAACACGAGAGGAAGCACCGUGGCGGGGACUCCACCGAGAGACGUCACCGAGACCCGGACUGGGAGUCCACAGACAGACAUGGGGACAGAAAAGAGGAUAGGGAAAGACGGAGGGAACGAGACAGGCAGGAGAGACAUGGACAGGACCCCAGAGAGGACAGAGACAAGAGGAAGGAUCAAAUGAGGCACGACAAGGACAGACUGAGGGAGGGGGACGAUGAAGAGGACAGACGGAGGAGGAGGGAAGACAAGGAGAGACGGCGGAAAGAACGAGACAGGGAACGCAGGACUGAGAGGGACAGAGGGACACAUGAGGAAAGAGAGCACAGAGACAAAGACUUGGAACGGAGGAGGGAAGACAAGGAAAGACGGCGGGAAGAACGAGAGAGGGAACGCAGGACUGACAGGGACACAGGGACACAUGAGGAAAGAGAGCACAGAGACAAAGACUUGGAACGGAGGAGGGAAGACAAGGAAAGACGGCGGGAAGAACGAGAGAGGGAACGCAGGACUGACAGGGACACAGGGACACAUGAGGAAAGAGAGCACAGAGACAAAGACUUGGAACGGAGGAGAGAAGACAAGGAAAGACGGCGAGAAGAACGAGACAGGGAACGCAGGACUGAAAGGGACAGAGGGACACAUGAGCAGAGAGAGCACAGGGACGGAGAAAAAGACUUGGAACGGAGGAGGGAAGACCGAGACAGACGAGUUAGACAAGAAGACAGGAAGCAUUCAAGAGCGGAAAGAGAGCAACACAGACAGCAUAAAGAAGACAGAGAGACGAGACACAAAGACAGAAGACAUCACGAUGAACGGCGGAGACGGGACACGGAGGAAGGAGCUGAAGCGGUCAGGCAUCGGCGUGGCGACGAGGACCAUGCAGAAAGGAAAAGACGUACAGAGAGGAGACAUGGAGAAGACCCGGAGAGACAUCCCAGAGAAGGACAUCAGGACAAACAAAGUCACAGCCAAGAGAGCAGAAGCGGGAAAAAAGCUGAGGAGUACGUGAUGCAUUCAGGGGACGCAGCAGCUAAAGAAGCAGGAGACGCAGAACAACCAGUUGCCAAUGAUGAAUCUUUGCAGCAGUAUGAGGAUGACUUUGAGGAUUAUGAGGAGGAUUUUGAGGAACUCGAUGAGAAUGAAAAGGAUGGAAAGGAAGAGGAAGAGGAGGUGAAAGCCAUCCAGAGGGCCAUGGGUGAAGAGAACCAAAGAGUCCGAGCAUCUCUUUCUACUCUUAGCAGAGAAGAAGAGGAAGAGAAGAUGCCUGAAGUAAAGGGAUCGGCCCAGAAGCCCAGUAGAAGCUCCCAACGUGGGAAGUUCAUGGACUUUGUCGCAGCGAGGCAGCGAGAAGUCAUCAAGAAAGUGUCCAGCAAACAAAAGAAGCGCAGUGCAGAGCUGCUUCGUCUCAUUGAUCUGGAUUUGUCCACCACAUUGUCCCUCUUGGACCUGCCUCCAGUCAGUGAAUAUGACAUGUACAUUAGGAACUUUGGAGCCGCCAACACAAAGCAGGCUUAUGUGCAGUGUAACGAGGAUAAUGUGGACCGGGAUGUCCAGACAGAGGAGAUAGACAUGAGUGACAAGUGGACACAGCAUCCUGCAGAGCACUGCGGCGCCUGUGGUGGUAGGAACAAGCGAAUGAUCCAGACGUCCUCUAAAGAUGGACACCUUGGAAGAUGGAAGCUUUGUCUUCAUUUUGCUUCUGACUUAACAGAUUCAUACGGGUCACAUGAUACACGAGACAUGAGCGGGAUGAACUUGGAUUCAAGACGCCUGGCCGCCUUCCUGCGCUCCGCCUCCCAGGUGAUGGUGGUCCUGCUGGAGGAGGAUCACGCCCAGAAGACUUCCUUCAAGGGGAGGAGCACGCAAACAGACACGCUGUCAUUCAGCGACGGAAGUGUGCAGCUCAACACGAAGCUGCCUUUUCUUGACGGACGCACCAUCAGCGUGCUGCAGUUCUCUCCCGUGCAGAGACACACGUUGCUGUCUGUCCACCAGCCUGCAUCUUCUCCUGGCGCUGUGGUGCAACUGGAUCACUGCAGCGUCAUCUGCAUCUGGAGGAUAUGGGAGCCCUCCAGACCUCAGAAGAUCCUGCUGGUGGAGUCUGAGGUGACGUGCUGCUGUUUCAGCCCGGGAAAGUCCACCUUGGUGUUUGCGGGCACGUCAAUCGGGUCAGUGGUGCUGUGGGACCUCCGGGAGCCUGACGGGGACCACGAGCGCCUGAAGGUCAGCGAGGACGAGUGGACCUUCAGACGACCUACGUUCUCCACCGACGCGCUGUCCGCAGCCCAUUUCUCAUCCGUGACGUCCGUGGAGGUUGUUCCCGCCAGUGUGCCGGGAAGGCCGGGGUCAGAGGUCCCCUUUCUGGCAUCCGAGGAAGAGUUGUUGGGAUUGUCCUUCCAGCUGGCUUCCCUGGAUGAGAGCGGCCUUUUGAAUCUUUGGGUGGUGCUGCAACUCCCACAAGCCAACGAGGCCGGCAGUCAGACGGAUCUAGGUUUGAGGCCAGGUGGCAAAGUGAAGCUUCUGCACAGCUCGUCGUGCGUGAUGAGUGAGGGGGUCUGGCCGUGGCUUGCGGACAAAAGUGUGCCGCUGCAGACGCUCGCUUUGAAAUUCCUCCCCACUGACUGCAGCCACUUCUUCAUUGGCACCAGCAUGGGUCUGGUCCGCCAUGGGACCACUCAGGGUUUGAAGGCCCCACCCAAGUUCUACAGCUCUAAGGAGUUUGGAGCGCGACUUGUUGAUGUCAGCGCCAUCCACUUUUCUCCUUUCAGGCCACGUUUGUUCUUGGUGGGCUGCGGGGACGGAAGCGUCCGGCUGCACCAGGUCAGCUGUGACAAGCCGGUGGCCGAGUGGACCGACAGCACGGCCGGUGAAGCGGUGGUCUCGCUGCAGUGGAGCCAGACCAGACCUGCCGUCUUCUGCGUGCUGGACGCCGCGUCCAACCUCCACGUGUGGGACCUGCUGAAGAAGGACUCGGGUCCUUUGGUCACAGAGCGCAUGGACAGGCUGACGGCCAUGGCUGCAUUUGGAGACCCCGGACAACAGAACGCGUAUUCUGGAAUAGCGACAUCCCAGCAGUCAGGCAAAAUAGAGAUGCACUAUUUCACGCACGACUUUAGCCUACCAAGUCAUGAAGAAGAGGAAACACUGGAGAUAAUCAGCCAAGCUCCAUGAACCUUUGCACACUGACAUGUUAUAUGUCACUCAUUUAUUUCAAUAGCACUUUUAUGACUGGACUAGUUCUGUUUUAUCACAUCAUUACCAUCAUUUCAAGAAUGGGACCAAAGAUCUCACUGUGUUUUAUUGCUGUAAAUAUUUCUACUUUUUCACUUGUACAAUAUUCAAAUAUAUGAAACAUACUUUUCAGUACAGUGUCACGUUUUAUUCAAUGAAAAUA
Molecule: messenger RNA, 3579 nt
Organism: Dunckerocampus dactyliophorus (ringed pipefish)
Lineage: Eukaryota; Metazoa; Chordata; Actinopteri; Syngnathiformes; Syngnathidae
Gene: dync2i1
Product: dynein 2 intermediate chain 1
Exons: 21
Coding region: 102-3356 (1084 amino acids)
Biological process (GO): intraciliary transport
Cellular component (GO): cytoplasmic dynein complex
Molecular function (GO): dynein heavy chain binding; dynein light chain binding
Source: RefSeq, a predicted model, not a curated record